Molecule: messenger RNA, 2050 nt
Organism: Salvelinus sp. IW2-2015
Lineage: Eukaryota; Metazoa; Chordata; Actinopteri; Salmoniformes; Salmonidae
Source: RefSeq, a predicted model, not a curated record
AUGAACGAUGUAGAAGGGUUACCUAGUGCCGGGGGCGUGUUCCUGGUCUACCAGGGCUUGAUGGCUGUAACGGGACCAGAGGGGACACUGGUUUCCCUGGAAUCCAUGGUCUGGACGGGCCUGAUGGGGGAGCGACAGGGUGAUGUCAGCCGUGCUGGCGUUACUGGACUGCCUGCAUGUAGCUGCACUGGAAAGUCCAGGUGUAACUGUGAUGGAGUUAAAGGCAGUAAGGGUGACAAAGGUGACAGCAGAUCCACAGGUCCACCAGGGGAUUUGAUUCAGAUCAUUGGGAGAAUCAAAGGCUUCCCGGGUUUGCCUGGGCCCCUCAGACCCCCUGGCUAUACUGGUGAUCAAGGUAUCCAAGGUGAGCAGGGGACUCCGGGAUCCAAAGGCUCCCAAGGCCCUCCAGGUUCCUACUUUGCCGGGCCAAUAGCGGACGGCUUCCUAUUCACCCGUCACAGUCAGAACGUGCCACAGUGCCCAGGGGGCAGCAACCUCAUCUACGCCGGAUACUCCCUCCUGUUCAUCAACGGCAACAACAGAGGCCAUGGCCAGAAUCUGGUUUGCCCGCUGUCCAGGUACACUGGGGAGCUGUCAGCCUCGUUUCUCUACCAUGCCCUUCUAAUUCUGCAACACGGACAGCACGAGCCGCUAAGCCUCCUGCAAAGACUACUCCUACCGGCUGUCCACAGAUGAGGCCAUGCAUCGCUUGGUGUGGCCCUCAUCUCUGGUGACUCACUGGAGAGAUAUUUCAGCAGGUUCUGCUCUAGUAUACACUGGUUUGAACAGAUUGUCCUAGACAUAACACAGGAAGGAACUCCAGUGUCACUCUAUAAGUAAAUAUGGGUCUGCCCUGAUAGCUGGGAAUCCCCACUCUGCUGGGUAAAAUGCCCCUGAGGGGAUGUAUUGAAUUGUAAAUUGAAUUGAAUUACAGUUGCAAAAUUCCAGAAACUUUGCCAAAAUCCAGAAAUCCCGUUUGGAAUAUUCCUGUAAUCAGAAAGGAAUUAGCAGGACAUCUGGAAUCCUCCAACCAAGAUUUUUGGAAAACCUGGGAAUUUUGAGAAAGUUACUCACUCCACGCUAGCUUGAAUUUUGCAACCCUAAAUUGAAUUGAAUUAAUGAAAAAUGUUGCUGGCUUGACAAGUUUCCUUGUCUGCCCAAGCAUGCUCUUCAGAGUCAAUGUGAUGUAUGUUUAUUUAAAAAAAUGUAACUGCCAAAUUAUAUCAAUCAAUCAUACCGUAUUUGCGCUAUAUGGGCUGGCUCUGUCUUUGUGCUGCCUACUCUUUUGUCAUGGUAGGAACUACAGUCUGAGAAAGAGGAACUCCUGUAUGGAUGAAUUAAUUCAGUAGUUGAAUGGAAUGCAAGUACAUUUUUACCUGAACAAAUGUUUUACCUGAUCAGGAAAACCUCAAGGCCAGGAAGAACUCUGGGCCAUAGUAUAAUGGCGGUUCAUUAGUAACUGAAAACUAUGCUUACUUGCUUAUGGCAAUGCCAUACCAAUAGAGAGGUUCGAGGAGUGGGCCAGCAACCGGAAGGUUGCCUGUUUGAAUCCCAUGUGUGAUAGGGGAAAAUCUGUUCGAGAGUGGGCCUGAGGGUUGCUGCCUUCAGUGUCCUAGAUGCCAUCACCUGCGGUUGUACCUGUGAGCAAGACACUUAACCCCUAAACUGCUCAACGGGCACUGCACUAGUAGCUGCCUACUACUCAACCCUCUUCAACCAAGGGCUGGAUUCAAUUCGUAGUCCUGAAGUUCGGCGUUACAGCGUGAUUCAAAUUUAAAGGCAAUGUCUCCGCUCUAGUGGAGUCUGUAUUCACAGUAAAUGCUGCAUAUGUCGGGCUCAAUUGGAAAUUACCUUUAAAUGUUGAUUGCCCAAUCAAUCUGUAACACUUCAGCGUUAUGUGUGUAUGUGUGUGUGUGUAUGUGUGUGUGUGUGUCAGAGUGGUUGGGCACAGCAGAAGACCAAUUUCCAUUUUGUGCAAUCAGUCUGUAAGGCCUCCUGCAGGGACGGGGGCUGGGAUAAAAAAAAUAAUAUAUAUAUAUACAAUGGGGCA